Nanorana parkeri is the source of this 1177-nucleotide messenger RNA. RefSeq names its product heat shock factor protein 2-like. Gene Ontology annotation, biological process: regulation of DNA-templated transcription. The transcript has 12 exons. NCBI's taxonomy places the organism in Eukaryota, Metazoa, Chordata, Amphibia, Anura, Dicroglossidae. The coding region runs from base 134 to 1177 and encodes 347 amino acids. The record is from RefSeq and is a predicted model, not a curated record. Gene Ontology annotation, molecular function: DNA-binding transcription factor activity; sequence-specific DNA binding.
UGAGGGGGGGUGCGGCCUGUGUUGUGUAGACGGUGUGUGGAUAUCAUGUAAAUGAGUGGGGAUAACAGGCAGAGAGUUCCAGGCUACACAGAAGCUUAGGAGGAGGGAUCACAAAUAUUGGCGCACAGCAAACAUGAAGGCCAGCUCCAGUGUCCCCAAAUUCCUCACUAAGAUAUGGGCUCUAGUGGAAGAUCCCCGAAACAACGAGUACAUCUGCUGGAGCCAAGAUGGAAACAGUUUUAUUGUGUUGGACGAAGAAAGUUUUGCAAAAGAAAUAUUGCCCAGACAUUUCAAACAUAACAACAUGGCAAGUUUUGUACGACAACUCAACUGGUAUGGCUUUCAUAAAGUUAUGCAGGAUGAGUCUGGCGCAGCUAGGCAUGAUAAAUACUGCUCAGGCAGAUACCAACAUCCUUUUUUCAAGCGUGGCCAAGAAGAGUUACUGGCAAAGAUAAAACGGAAGGUAUCUGUUCCCCGCAUUGAAGAAGGUAAAUCGGGACCAGAUGACAUGCAGAAAAUACUGACUUUUCUGCAUCAGCUGCAAGCAAGACAAGAUGUACUUGAUUCAACUGUGGAAUCCUUAAAGAGGGAAAAUGAGGCCUUGUGGAAAGAGGUUGUACAGUUACGGCCAGCUCAACCACCGUUUGAAACUGUUGGAACAUCCCAUUCUUAUGAACAAAUAGAACCUUUUCAAUCAAACCAGACACUUAUGAUUGACAGUACAGGCAACUACAAUCCGCUAUCUGCUUCUAAAACUUCACAAACCUGUGAUCAGUCUUUUGAGAGCAGAUCACUCUGGUUCACUGAACAGAAGCCUAGCAGAGGUACUAAAAGGGUCAUCAAAGAGGAUCUGAAUAGCUCUACAGAGGAGACCAACAACCAUGUGAAAACUUCUUUAAACCAGGGGUAUGAAAAUUACAAUACAGAUGAUUCUGAUGAUCCCUCAGAUUUAUCCUCCUUUGAAAGCGAGAUGGUGAUUGAUGAUACUGCCUCGAACCACAACCAGUCAUUUACAAAUUCAGAUGAAAUCUCAGUGGCACAUCACAGAAAAAAGACACCACACAAGAGGCUGAAAAGCAGUACAGAAAGAAACGAUUCUACAAUAAAGUGCAGAAUUGUAUACAGUGGUUCAGAGAAUGAAGAUGAACAAAAGAGCUGUCAUAUGGACUCAGCCUAA